AUGAUCCCGCCCACCGGCCGGCUCCCGUGGCUGGCCCUGGUGCUGGGCAUCCUGCUGCUGGCGGCCGCGCCGCUCGCCGAGGCCGGGCUCCAGCCCACCCCCUCGCACCUGGAAUACAUCCGGGUCCACACGAUCCCCGGCCCGGACAACCCGACCAUCGAUCUCAACCGGGACAUCCACUUUUGCGACUUCUUCAGCCAGGACACCCUGCUGCCCGGCACGCGCGACGGCCUGGCCGACCUGUCCUUCUAUGAGACCCACUACACGGCCCGGCCGAGCCCCGGGGCCCCGAUCAGCUUCAUCCACGCCGGCCCCGGCAGCGUGUCCUGCCUCACGACCAGCCCCUUCCCCCGGGCCCCACUCGCGCCCACCAGCACCCUGUACAACCCGCUGGCCGGGCAGCUCGCGGAUCUCUUCCUCGCCCAAAGCCCGCCGGUCCUCCUCCGCGGCAAUGGCCUCUUCGCCGUCGGGUCCUCCCUGGCCUCGACCCUGUCGUCGGUCGUCGUGUCGGCCUUCCCCCAUGGCCAGGACGCCCCGGCCGUCUGGGCCCUGGUGAAGUUCUUCGCCGGCCACCCUACCUACAUCGCUGUGCAGGUCCUUGGCCCCGACCCGGAGCACGACUACUCCAAAGCCGACACCUUCCCCCAACUGAAGAACAUCCGCGGGGCCAUCGCCGUGGACAUCGAUGCCGACGGCCACGCCGAGGCCCUCAUCGCCAGCCAGCACGAAGACCACCCCGGUCAGGGGUACUGCCUGACCCUGCUGUCGGACUUCCUGGGCGCCAGCUUCUGCCAGGAACGCAUCCUGGCCGUCCUGCCACCGGGCUUCCUGCCUGGCGGCAUGGUGGUCGGCGACUUCGAUGGCGAUGGCAAUGCCUCGGACAUUGUGGUCCUCCCCGGGCUCGGGUCCGCCAAUGCCCCGGCCCUCUUCUUCCUCCUGUCCGGCAACCAGUUCGCCCAGCCGGUCGUCAUCGACCUGGCGGACUUCUACCGCGGCAGCCCGCCCGGCACCUGGACCGGCGAGCUGUUCAAGGCCACCGCCGCGCGCGUCACCUCCCCGGACCACCACGACCUCAUCAUCGCCGGGGGUCGUCGCGUCCUGGUGCUGACCGGGCCGCGCGACGCCGCCGCCGAGGCCCCCGCCUCGCCGAUGACCCUCAAUGCCAUUGAUUACUUUGCCCUGGUGCCGGAUGCCCCUUCCGGCCGGUGGGUCGGCCUGGCCAGCGGCGACUAUGAUGGUGAUGGCCACCUGGACAUCGCCCUCGCCCAUGACAGCGACCCGAGCGCCAUCCGCCUGUACUCGCUGCACAGCGCCGCGCCCACGUGCCUCUGCGGCCCCAAGGCCCAGUGCAUUCACCAGGGCGGCCCGCAUGUCCAUCCGGCCUGCACCUGCGCCCUGGCCCAUCGCCAGCUCCUCAACACCUACUUCCCGUGCGAGGCCUGCCUCGCGGGCUUCUUCCUCGGUGACGACAACAAGUGCCUCGCCUGUCACAGCAGCUGCGCCGCAUGCAGCGGUCCCACCGCCACCGAUUGCAUCACCUGCCGCACGGGCACCUUCCUGCUGGACGGCAGCUGCAUGCCCGCCUCGCCCGUGACCACGCGCGUCCGUGUGGAGGAUGACCCCACCCUGCCGCUGUACUUCCAAGCCUCGGAGGUGGUGGCCACCGCGCAGUUCGAGCGCAUGGCCGUGGUCAGCUUCGAUGUCGGCCUCAACAUGGGCUAUGCCUUCCACGAUUUGUGCGCCUUCGGGCACCUCUACCAGACGGACCUCAGCCCGGCCUCUCCGAUCAAGGCCGAGGCCCUGCACAUGGGCUUCGCCUCCACCUCCUGGAUGGCGUAUGCCACCCCGGCGCCAGGCGGCGGCCACUUCAAUGCCACCGCCACCGGGGCCGACGCCCUGAGCACCCUCCUCCUUCGCCGGGAUGGCGAUGCGCCCCUCCUCGUGCCGCAUGCCGGCGGGACCACCGUCGAAUGCAUGGCCGCCAGCGGUAGCCCCGAGGCCCGGCUGUGCCAUGCCAUGUACAUGACCCCGCUCAAUGGUCACGCCCUGGCCUUUGCCCGGCCGGCCCCGGGCCGGCGCAUUGCCGCGGCCCUGCCCAUGCUCGGCACCCGGCGCCUGGUGCCGCCCAACCGCCAUUUCCGCGCCGGCACCUGGCACCCGGUGGACAACCACCCGGGCCUGGACCGGUGGCUGGUGGCCACCUCGGCCCAGCCGGCCGAUGUCCUGUGCCAGUACCACUGGACCGGCCUCCUGGCCGAGGACAUGGCCAGCAGCUCCUCCCGCACGGCCUUCCUGUCGCUGGAAACCCCGGCCGGCGACCUGGCCCCCUGCGGCCAGCCACACUCGCUGCCCGCCGACCCGGCCGGGCUCGCGCCCCCGCCGCUGCUCAUCUCCGCCGAGGGCAAUGCCCCGGGGCUGCCGGGGCUGCUCUUCUUCUGGCGCUCGAGCCUCACCGCCCGGACGGCCGGCACCCCGCGCAUGGACACCAUGGUGCCCCUGCUGACGGCCGCCGAUCUGGGCUACGCUCCGGGCACCUCGCCCCCGGUCCUCCAUGCGGCCAUCGUGCCGCACACCGCCCGCCAUGACCAUGUCCAGCUCUUCCUGUGGGACGGCUCGUGGGCCUAUGCCGCCGUGCUCAAGAUCAGCCCCUCCGGCGCCCUGCGCCUCGAUGUGCAGCCCGUGGUGCCUCGCCGCCCGGAGGACAUGCAGCCCUUCGCCGGCGCGCCUGCCGACCAAAUCCGCUUGGUCCCCCUGGACCUCGACGCCGACGGCCGGCCGGAGAUGGCCCUCGUCCGCCUGAACACCGGCAAGGUGGUCUUCUUCACCGAGGCCGGCCCGCACAAUGGCUGCGGCGCCGGCACCCUCGGCACCUGCGUCACCCCGCGGCCCGCCUGGUCCGCCACCACCUGCAGCACGGCCGACGACUCCGGCUGCGUCCCCCGGCCGACUGCCCUGGUGGCCGGCGACCUGGCGGUCUGCCUCUCCGGCGUGGCCACCCCCGAGGUCCCGUGUGCCCUGUGUGACCCGGACACCAUGGAGGACUGCACCCCGCCCUGCAGCCUGCCCCACUGCCGCCGGUGCCUGGAUGGCCGGUGUCUCGCCUGCCACACCGGCUUCCUCCUGGCCGAGGACGGCACCGCUUGCAUUGCCGCCUGCCCGGACCCGGAUGCCCCGGUGGCCAAGGGCCAAUGCCUCGCCCCGUCGCCCACCGCCUUCCUGCCCUGGGCCCGGAUCAUGCCCCAGGCAUCGUGGGCCGGCUUCCGGCCGCUCGGCCUCAUGCACGCCCGGCCGGCCCACCUGGUGUUCGAAGGCCAGCCCACGACCUGGCCCGUGGCCACGGCCACCCCCAGCCUCCUGGGGCACUUCGGCCCGGAAGCCGACGCCCUGACCCUGAUCCCGGUCAGCCCGGCCGCCGUCGAUGGCCGGCCCACCGAGGUCCGCCAGGUGAACUUCCCCCAAGUCCUCGAGGACUUCCUUGCUUGGGAUGCCGGCAUCCGGGGGCUUGCCGCCAUGGGCGCGCAGUCUCCCCGGGCGGCCGGCCACCACCGGCCGCAGCCGCGCCCCCCUUCGCGCGCCGGCUUCUCCAGCUUCGCCACCCUCUUCGCCCGGUCCCCGGCCGCCGGCCCCAUGCGAUCGGCCUCCCCCCCCGGCGGGCCCGCCGCCAGCCAAUACCCCAGCUCCGACCCGACGGACUUCCCCCCGGUCACCAGCCUGGCCGAGCUUCUGCGCCCGAUUGCGCCGCCCUUCCUGGCCGGGCUCCAAACCCGGGAGACCCUUGCCCCGCGCGAGUCGCAGGCCUCCGGCCUGGCGCUCAGCAUGGCCCCCUUCUCCACCGGCAGUGUCGGCCUCUCGCGCAUCGACACCGAUCUGCGCCUCCUGCCCCACUACGGCUUUGGGUAUGUCCGCCGCCCGGCCGACCUGGACGCCGAUCUGCCGGUUGUCGCCACCCUCAUGUCGCUCGUCAUCGCCCCGGGCAUGGUCCAGCCAACGGAAAGUGCCCACCGCGACCCGCUGUCGGUGCUGAUGUUCCCCCUGCCGCACCCGGCCACCGAGCUGGCCUUCGCCCCGGUGCAACUCCACGGCCAGCGCGACCCGCGCAUCCCCUCGCUCCUGCGCCGGGCCCCGGGCGCCGACCCGGACGCCCCGCCCGAGCACCUCCUCCUGCUGCCCACCUGGAUGGCCGGCUACUGGGACCUGCCCUACUCCAUCGCCACCCUGCUCAUCACCCUCCCCUCCUUCGGGCCCCGGCUCAGCGUGCCUCGGGUCGACUACCAGUGGGGCGAGUGCCUGGUGCUGGCCCUGCCAUCGGCCACUAGCCUCUAUCCGGCCCUGGCCGGCACCGCCGGCGAGCGCCCGGCCGUGCUCUUCAUCCACAGCUACUACCAGGAGCCGGAAUUCCUGUUCUUCCAGCCCCCGGGCGACGACGUGCCCCUGCACCAGGCCCUCUUCUACCGCCAGGCGACCGACACCCUGGCCCAUGCGGUCUUCGUCCGGGCGGACGGCGCCCCGGCCGGCAUCGUGGCCCAGCCCUUCGACUGCCUCGCGGACCAGAGCCUGUGGGACUUCGAGGAGGCCUACGGCGCGUCGCCCUUCGCCACCCCGGCCGGCCUGCUGGCCGACCCCUUCCUCGAGGGCAACCUCUCCGGCCGGCGGGACUCCGGCUGCCCGCUGGCGGUCAUCGAGCACCUGGCCGUCAGCCCGGAAUCCGAGCUGGCCGUCAUGGACCUCAACCGUGACGGGCAGGAGGACCUAGUCCUGGUGGACCGGGCCACCGGCCGGGUGGUGUUCUACCUGGCCGACACCCUGGCGGCCGACCGCCAGGCCAUCUCCUUCCGCCGGGUGGUGGUCAUGCCGGGCAGCGCCCUGGCCGCGGGGCAGGCCGCCGCCUCGCCCGGUCCCGUCAUCCAGAUCGUGGACUUCAACAAUGACGGCCUGAUGGACGUGGUCCUGACCGAGGACACCGCCGCCGGGCCGCGCGUCAGGGUCUACGCCCACCCGGACACCACGGCCCCACAAUGCCCACCCGGGACUGCCUUCAGCCAGGAGGACUUCUCCUGCGUGUGCCCCGGCGCCAACACCCUCUUCGAUGUGGCCGGCAAUGCCUGUGCCUGCAUUGCGCAUGCCGUGCAGGUGCAAGACGGCCCGGACUGCGCCUGCCCGGCGGGCCUGCUGGCCACGGCCACCGAGUGCGCCUGCCCCGCGGGCCGGCGGCCGCUCUAUGACGAGGCGGCCAGCGGCGAGGUGGACCCGCGCACGUGCGGCGAGUGCGACGACUCGUGCGGCACCUGCUCGGUGCAGCGCCCCGGCCGGUGUGCCACCUGCCCGGCCGGGCUGCUGGACCUGGACCACGGGCAGGCCUGUGUGGCCGGCUGCCCGGCCGGCUACAACCGCACCUCCGAUGGCCGGGGCUGCGUGGCCUGCGCGGCCGGGUGCGAUGCCUGCACCGGGGUGCCCGGCCGCUGCACGGCCUGCGCUCCGGGGCUCUGGCUCGACGAGACCACCGGCCGCUGCCAGCCCUGCAGCACUCGGUGCGACUCGUGCUCCGGCCCCGGCGACUGCCACGCCUGCAUCCCCGGCUACUCGGUCAACCAGCUGACCGGCCUGUGCGAGGAAACCUCCUGCUCGCCGGGCAGCGGGUUCGACCCCGCCACCGGCCAGUGCGUCGCCUGCGCCGGCACCGACUGCCUGCACUGCGCCCCCGGCGCCUCGACCCACUGCACCGCCUGCCCGGCCAAUGCCAUCUACGACUCGACCAGCCGCACAUGCCGGGCCUGCCCGGACCACUGUGCCACCUGCCAGCAGGACCCCCACGGCCAGUGCCUCUCCUGCCAGGAGGGCUACUUCCUGUCGAACGGCAUCUGCGUGGCCAACUGCCCUCAAGGCAGCUUCCCCCGCCCGGGGGCCAGCCCCGGCGUCUGCGACGCCUGCUAUCCCCUGUGUGCCGAGUGCACCGGGACCCAGUCCGCCCAGUGCCUCCGGUGCUUCCUGCCCACCGAUAUCCUCACCCCCGGGGCGGAUCUGGCCUGCCAGCCGCCCCCCUGCCCCGGCGGCCCCGGCGCCUGCCCCUGCAACAUCGCCAACUGUGCCACAUGCCUCAACCAGGAUGCCACCAUGUGCCUGCGCUGCCAGCCCGGCUACCUGUUGCUUCCCUACUCCAUGUGCGUCCUGCCGGACAUGUGCCCCCCGGGCUACUAUCCCAACAUCGAGGCCGGCCUUUGCGGCGUCUGCGGCGCGGGCUGUGCCACUUGCGACCCGGCCCGGCCGGAGGUGUGCCUCUCCUGCCCGGCCACCGACCCGGUCCAGCUGGUCAACGGCCGCUGCACCUGGGACUGCCCGCACACCGGGUUCUUCCGCGACCCGACCCAGGGUCACGCGUGUGUCCCAUGCCCGGCCGGCUGCCGGCUGUGCAGCGGCCCCCUCGCGUGCGACACCUGUGAGCAUGGCACCCUCGCCCACCAGGGCAGCUGCCUGACCAGCUGCCCCUUCGGCACCUUCCCCGAAGCCGGCGCCUGCCAGCCCUGUGCCCAACAUUGCGCCAGCUGCUUCGGCCCGGCCGCCACCCACUGCUCCAGCUGCCGCCACGCCAUGUUCCUCGCCCUGGGCCAGUGCCUGGACGCCUGCCCGGCCGGCUCCUACAGCCCGACCGGCGAGGCCGGCUGCCGGCCCUGUGCCGACGGCUGUGCCGAGUGCGUCGGCCCCGAGCCCCUCCACUGCACUGCCUGCCUGGGCACCGGCUACCUCUCGGUCACGGAUGGCACAUGCGCCAGCAGCUGCCCCAGCAACAUGGUCCCCUCGGCCGUCGGCCGCAACUGCCUCCCCUGCCAUGCCACCUGCAGCACGUGCUCCGACGCCUAUGACCCGGGCGCCUGCAUUGCCUGCGCUCCCGGGCGCCUGCUCCAGCCCGGCGUCGGCUGCCUCGAAGCCUGCAACCCGGGCUCCUUCCCGGCGCAGGGCGGCACCUGCCUGGCUUGUGAUGGUACCUGUGCCGAGUGCUCCGGCCCCGCGGCCGGCCAGUGCACCGCCUGCAAGCCGGCCCGGCCGAUUCUCGUCCCCGGCGCCGGCUGCCUGGAUGCCUGUCCCGCCGGCUCGUAUCGCCUCCCGGGCGCCGAUGCCUGCGCCCCCUGCCAUCCCAAGUGUGCUGCAUGCACCGGGCCCACCUCGGCCGAGUGCACCCCUCCGCUUCCGGAUGACGACAGUAGCACCUCCACGAGUGACAGUGCGCCAGGUGGCAGCUCUAGCAGCAACAGCAGCAAUGGCAGCAGCAGCAGUAGCAGCAAUGGCAGCAAUGGCAGCAGCAGCAACAGCAGCAACAGCAGCAACAGCAGCAACAGCAGCAACAGCAGCAACAGCAGCAGCGAUGUCCCGUCCUCCGGCCGCAACAAGACCGCCCUGGCCAUCGGCCUCGGGGUAGGCCUGCCCCUGCUGGCCAUCAUCAUCGUGGCCGUCGUCGUGGUGCUGGUCAUGCGCAAGCCCACCGGCGCCAAGGCCGGCUCCAGCGCCGGCCCGGGCAUGAGCAACACAUCCAUGGAGAUGGGCGAGAUCCUGCCUUAGCAGAGCGGCUCCGCUAGCUGGCAUCCUUCCUGUACCGCGCCUUCGCCGCCCGCGCGCCGGCGCCGAGGUGCACCGACACCCGAAAUACAGCGACAUCCCACAC
Messenger RNA from Fonticula alba, 7654 nucleotides. RefSeq lists its product as hypothetical. Lineage: Eukaryota; Rotosphaerida; Fonticulaceae. The record is from RefSeq and is a predicted model, not a curated record. The transcript is spliced from 3 exons. Bases 1 to 7551 code for a protein of 2516 amino acids.